Drosophila montana is the source of this 2070-nucleotide messenger RNA. RefSeq names its product glial cells missing (gene gcm). Bases 1 to 1602 code for a protein of 533 amino acids. The record is from RefSeq and is a predicted model, not a curated record. Gene Ontology annotation, biological process: gliogenesis; regulation of transcription by RNA polymerase II. Lineage: Eukaryota; Metazoa; Arthropoda; Insecta; Diptera; Drosophilidae. Gene Ontology annotation, cellular component: nucleus. Gene Ontology annotation, molecular function: DNA-binding transcription activator activity, RNA polymerase II-specific; RNA polymerase II cis-regulatory region sequence-specific DNA binding. The transcript is spliced from 2 exons.
AUGUCUGCCCUGCCCCUGUCGCUGCCCCUGCCCCUGACGCAGCCCAGUCCGGUGGCAAGUCCGCCGGCGAGCAAGUCGCGCAUUCAAAUCGAAUGGGAUAUCAAUGAUACGGUUGUGCCGUCGGUCAGCGAAUUCGACGAGUUCAACGACUGGGCCAACGGCCACUGUCGCCUGGUCUAUGCCGGGCACAACGAGGACGCCAAGAAGCACGCCAGCGGCUGGGCCAUGCGGAACACCAACAACCACAAUGUCAACAUACUGAAGAAGAGCUGUUUGGGCGUGCUGCUCUGCAACGCCAAGUGCCAGCUGCCCAAUGGAGCCAGCGUCCAUCUGCGCCCGGCCAUAUGCGACAAGGCGCGCCGCAAGCAACAGGGCAAACAGUGUCCCAAUAGAAACUGCAAUGGACGCCUGGAGAUACAGCCGUGCCGCGGCCAUUGCGGCUAUCCGGUCACACACUUCUGGCGGCGCGCCGGCAACGCGAUCUACUUCCAGGCCAAGGGCACACACGAUCAUGCGCGGCCCGAGGCCAAGGGGUCCACGGAGGCCCGCCGGCUGCUCGCGGGCGGUAGGCGCGUGCGCAGCCUGGCCGUCAUGCUGGCCCGGGACGCAGCGCUCAGCGAUAAGCUGUGCAGUCUGCGCACCAACAAGCGCCAGGCCAAGACGCAGCAGCUGCUGCCGCUGCAGGAGGGCAGCAAACGCAAGCAGCGCUCGUCCAAUGCGGAGCUGCUGCAGCAACAGCCCGGCACGGAGCUAAUGGCGAGCUUCCAGGCCGCUGGCCAUGCGACAGAUGCAACAGCACCGGGAACCGCAACAAACAACGCUUCCUCGAUCUUCAAUCCGGCGCAGAGCAGCUACGUGACGCCUCAAUGGAGCACGGAGGGCUACUAUCAGCAAGAUGCAGCCGCGCUGGGUUACAGCAGCGGCAUCUACGGCUACGACAUGCUCCACUCGCCGCUCUCCUCCAACAGCUCCACGGGCAGCUACUACAAUGCCCCGGAGGCGCAACAGCAACAGCACCAGCAGCAGCAACAGAUUUUGCUGUCGCCGGAGCAGCAGACUCUGUCACAGACCAACAGCUAUGAUCAGACGACGACGACGACUGCGUCUAGCUACCAGGCGGGCAUGAACCUGUACGAGAGCUGCGAUGACACCUCUAGCUUAACCAGCAGCUCUGGCUACAGUUCCGAGGAUUACAGCUAUUUCAAUGGCUACGUGCCGCAGAGCCUGGACGUAAGCGCCAGCUCCAAUGCCAGUCCGGAUGGCUUCUACACGCCCCACUCGGAGAUCUUCAGCGUAUUCGAUCCGAACAUCAAUGGCGGUGGCCCCUCCACCGUGGAGCUGCUGUACGAUGAGGCCACCGCCUAUCAGCAGCAGCAGCAGCAACAGCAGCAGCAACAGCAGCAUCAAUCCUUCAUUGCAUCACCCGCCGUCGCCGUCUCCUACCAGCAACAGUCGCAGCAGCAGCACCAGACGGCGGAUUACUAUUACAGCAACACGGGCGUGGACAAUGUGUGGAAUAUCCAAAUGGACGCGACUGCUGCAACGGCCUCCUACCAGAGCGCAACUAGCCAACUAGAGUCGGGCGUUGAAGUUUUCUGUUAAUCCUCCCGAUCUCGAUAAGACACACACACACCAAAACACACACACACACACACACCCGAUCGAAACACUCAAGCGUUGUUCUAGUCUCUAGUUGAUCCACAUCUCUCGCCUCAUCCAGUUGCGCACACUCGAAGUUAUGAUCCAUACCCCCUUGCUUGUUGGUUUUUGUCUUUAUAUUUGUCUUUCAUGUUUCUAGCUCUUAGUCAUUGAGAACAUUUGUUUCCCAGCUAUUCCAAAGUUUUAACUUAAGUGCAUAUAUAAGUAAUUUAGUAUGUUAGUUAUCGUAAGCGAGAAACACCCACCUAUUUAUGAAUUUUGUAUUAAAAUUUUGAAAAUAAAAACAUAUUUUAGAAUUGAAAUAUUGCGAAAACUUUCGCCCACUUUUAUUGAUCAAAGCAGUUCUUACCCGGAAGUUCUUACCGAAUCCCAAUAAAAACUGAUUUUAUUAAUUUAGUUUGGCUUAAAACA